ACCUUUUACCAAACGUAAAGGUUAUCUUUUCACCUGAUAGGUUGAUCUUUGAAUAGUCCAAAAUAUCAAACCCAUUACCAUGAAACCCGACCCGAUUUGCAGAAACUCUUCCUUCUCCAUUGAAAAAUCGAGCUGGAUUGUUCACACUCUUUGAAUCAACCCUUCGAAGGUCUUUUCCUUCGAGAUCCCUAUAUACUCCAUCUUCAAUUUCAAUUCAAACAAACAGAAACUUCUUCAAAAUUUUCUCAGUGAAUUAAGCUGUGAGAUUUGUAAAUAGUUGCGAAAAUGAUGGCUGAUGAUCUCGGCGUUGAGGCGAAGGAAGCCUCCGUUCGUGAGGUCGCUAAGCUAUUGCCUUUACCUGAGCUUUUACAGUCUAUUUCAUCGAUCAAAGCCGAUUACAUUGCUCGUCAACAGGCAAAUGAUGCACAACUUAGUACGAUGGUCGCCGAACAGGUUGAGCAAGCUCAAGGUGGUCUGCAAUCACUUUCCUUAUCUCAGAAGACUAUAAACCAGCUCCGAGAAAACUUCCUUUCUAUUGAAAAGCUUUGUCAAGAGUGCCAAACUUUAAUCGAAAAUCAUGACCAGAUAAAAAUUCUCAGUAACACCAGGAAUAACUUGAACACUACUCUGAAGGAUGUGGAGGGAAUGAUGUCAAUUUCAGUAGAGGCGUCUGAAGCACGGGAUUCUCUUAGAGAUGAUAAGGAACUAAUUAACACCUAUGAAAGGUUAACUGCUCUUGAUGGAAAGCGAAGGUUCGCGCUAGCUGCUGCAGGGUCUCAUAAAGAAGAGGUUGGUAGACUAAGAGAAUAUUUUGAAGAUGUGGAUAGAACAUGGGAGACGUUUGAGAAGACACUGUGGGCCCAUAUUGCAAAUUUCUCUAAACUGGCUAAGGAUAGCCCACAAACACUCGUCCGUGCUAUAAGGGUUGUUGAAAUGCAAGAAAUCCUAGAUCAGCAACUCGCAGAAGAAGCAGCUGAGGCUGAGGGAGGUGGUGCUAUGGCUUCAGUCGCAAAUCCUCGAAGAAAUGCCAAAAAAACAACUUCUUCUAAAAAUCUCACACAGCAGAAGUUGAAGGUUCAGGGAAAAGGCUACAAGGACAAAUGUUAUGAAAGUAUAAGGAAGUCCGUUGAAGCACGUUUUGACAAAUUGCUUGAUGAGAAAGACCUUAAAACAGCUAUAGAGGAAGCUAGAGUGAUAGGAGAAGAGCUUGGAGAGAUAUAUGACUAUGUGGCUCCUUGUUUUCCUCCAAGAUAUGAAGUUUUCCAGCUCAUGGUGAAUCUUUAUACAGAGAGAUUUGUUCAGUGGCUGAGAAAGAUGAGUGACCAAGCUAAUAAUAUGACAAAUAUAGAAAUUUUAAAGGUAACAGGUUGGGUGGUUGAUUACCAAGAAAGUCUAAUUGAACUUGGAGUUGAUGAUUCUUUAGCUCAAGUUUGCUCAGAGAGUGGUGCAAUGGAUCCUCUCAUGAAUGCGUAUGUUGAGAGAAUGCAAGCUACAACAAAGAAAUGGUACUUGAAUAUCCUUGAGGCAGACAAAGUACAGCCACCUAAAAAGACUGAUGAUGGGAAACUAUAUACACCUGCUGCCGUUGACUUAUUUAGGAUCCUGGGGGAGCAAGUGCAAAUUGUGCGAGAAAAUAGCACUGAUGUCAUGUUAUACAGGAUUGCUUUGGCUCUCAUUCAGGUAAUGAUUGAUUUUCAAGCAGCUGAGAGGAAGAGAUUGGAGGAACCUGCUUCUGAAAUUGGUCUGGAAUCCCUAUGUGCAAUGAUUAACAACAAUCUUCGCUGUUAUGAUCUCGCGAUGGAGCUAAGUUCUAGUACUCUUGAAGCUCUCCCACAGAACUAUGCUGAGCAGGUUAAUUUUGAGGACACUUGCAAAGGGUUUCUAGAGGUUGCAAAGGAAGCUGUUCAUCAAACUGUCAGUGUUAUCUUUGAAGAUCCAGGAGUAGAGGAACUGCUCGUUAAAUUGUAUCAGAAAGAUUGGCUGGAAGGACAGGUUACCGAGUUCCUAGUUGCAACAUUUGGAGACUACUUCACUGAUGUGAAGAUGUACAUUGAAGAAAGAUCAUUUAGGCGUUUUGUUGAGGCUUGCCUGGAGGAGACUGUUGUUGUAUAUGUGGAUCAUCUACUUACCCAGAAAAACUAUAUUAAAGAAGAAACGAUUGAGAGGAUGAGGCUUGAUGAAGAGGUUCUCAUGGAUUUCUUUCGGGAGUACAUUAGCGUAUCUAAAGUAGAGAGCAGAGUAAGGAUACUCAGUGACUUGAGAGAACUUGCUUCAUCUGAGAGCCCUGAUACUUUCACACUGGUUUACACAAAUAUUUUAGAACAGCAACCAGACUGUCCGCCAGAAGUAGUUGAAAAGAUUGUGAGUCUGCGAGAAGGCAUACCACGAAAAGACGCAAAAGAGGUUGUUCAAGAAUGCAAAGAAAUCUAUGAAAAUUCUCUGGUAGAUGGAAAUCCUCCAAAAACAGGUUUUGUUUUCCCCAGGGUGAAGUCCUUAUCAGCGGCAAAACAUUCAAUAUGGCGAAAGCUCACCUAGACAGAUGCUGCAACAAAUCGUUUGUUUCAGUCACUGAGUAUUUCCUGUACAUGCCUUACGUCAUAAAUGUACAGAUUGGGACUAUAUUUUCUGUCUUCAUAUGAUUUGAUUUAUUUAGCUCAUUAGUUCGGAUUGUAGUUGCCUUUGCCAAAUAUGUAUUCAUUCCUUUAUCUUUUUAUCUACUACCAAUUUUGCAACCGUUAGGGUUACAGCGUACUUGCUCGGUUCUACUUGUAAUGAUGGUUAAAUAAUAGGUCAGCUGACUUCAUUCUCUCUCUCUUUUGAUUCUUGAAAUGUUUCAACUAUGAACAGAUCGAUCCCUCUUGUUGUAGCAUAAAGGCUCGUAAAUUUGUUA
Molecule: messenger RNA, 2890 nt
Organism: Solanum stenotomum
Lineage: Eukaryota; Viridiplantae; Streptophyta; Magnoliopsida; Solanales; Solanaceae
Product: exocyst complex component SEC6
Exons: 24
Coding region: 286-2535 (749 amino acids)
Biological process (GO): exocyst localization; exocytosis
Cellular component (GO): exocyst
Molecular function (GO): SNARE binding
Source: RefSeq, a predicted model, not a curated record